UAUUUCUCCAUUUUGUCCCCACUAUAACAAUUUCUCCCUUAGGAAAAAAAAUGUCUAAAGUCUUGUGGAAAAGCUUCAAUCUUUGUAUUGCCAGAUUAAAGUGCCUCCCCACCAUCACUUUUUCGAGGCAGCCACCACCGAAGGAAGAAGAAAAAGACUUAAUCAAGAAUUUUUAUUCUCUCUAUGAUUCUGAUACUGAUUACAUUCCUGACUUUGGUCCUAUCCAGGCCUCCCAACGCUUCUUCUUCUCCUCCCCCGGGCGCUCCAAUGCAAUCAUCGAGCCAUCGGAAUGCCCACCACGGCAGGCGGUAGUCGAAGGCGGAGUUGCCAUUCAGACCUACUCUCUAAACCCGUAUGUAGAAUUCAGAAAAUCAAUGCAGGAAAUGAUUGAAGAACGUGGGUUUACAGAUGUUAAGGCUGAUUUCGAGUUCUUGCAUGAGCUUCUUUUAUGUUAUUUAACGUUAAACCCUACACGCAACCACAAGUUCAUUAUUGGUGCUUUUUCGGACGUCAUUGUAUCGCUCAUGUCUGUCCACCACUUUUGCUACAAAACUCAAGGCUAGAAACCAUUGCAUCCUUUUCAUUUAAGAAAACAUUUGUCUUGUUUGUUUA
This is a messenger RNA of Olea europaea var. sylvestris, 612 nucleotides long. RefSeq names its product transcription repressor OFP12-like. The record is from RefSeq and is a predicted model, not a curated record. The transcript has a single exon. Gene Ontology annotation, biological process: negative regulation of DNA-templated transcription. Lineage: Eukaryota; Viridiplantae; Streptophyta; Magnoliopsida; Lamiales; Oleaceae. Bases 51 to 563 code for a protein of 170 amino acids.